Molecule: messenger RNA, 3286 nt
Organism: Acanthopagrus latus (yellowfin seabream)
Lineage: Eukaryota; Metazoa; Chordata; Actinopteri; Spariformes; Sparidae
Exons: 12
Coding region: 174-2855 (893 amino acids)
Biological process (GO): regulation of translational fidelity
Cellular component (GO): membrane; cytoplasm
Molecular function (GO): nucleotidyltransferase activity; tRNA binding; double-stranded RNA binding
Source: RefSeq, a predicted model, not a curated record
GGAGGGAUUUCCAGAGCGGUCAUCGUCAACAUCAUCUUUGGCAUUACCAGCAUCACGUCCGUCACAACGGGAGGAGGAAGGAGUGGUGACUUGUUUUCUCAGAGCAACAGUUCAUCUGUCGGAGCGUCUUCACCAGUGUCUCAGUGAAACUACAUACCGACAACAAAGAUACAAUGGCAACUUUGGAUGGGUUUCCAGCCAGUUUCUAUGGUGAACCAGGAGUGUUAGGCAUUCUGUCCAAUGGGAUCAGUGCAUUCCUUGUGCUUCUACAGAACUUCAAUACCGCACGCACUGGUAUUGCACCAGUGGGCGUGGAGAACAUACUUGCAGGUGUUCAUCUCAUCCUGAUCGGUGGCAUAUGCCAACUGGUGGCUGGACUGCUUUCCUUUAGAAAAUAUGAUCACCUGAGUGGCACUGCCUUCAUCGGCUAUGCGGCUCUGUGGGGCAGUUUUGGUGCCACCCGAAUCUACUUCGGUGCCUUAACUGAAACUCCUAUCACAGUGUUUAUGCCACAUCAGAUGGUGAACAAUUUGUCCCUGUCCACAAACAUGACCAGCAACAUAUCUUCGAAUGCCACCGCAGAGAUCUCAAUUAGCCAUUUAUUCCUGUCCUUGAAAGAGUCUGCGAUCGCUGGUCUGGUCCCCUAUAUCUUCCUCUCCUUUCUGCUCGCCUUCUGCUCUGCCACGGUCAACUACAUCAUGCCGUUUGUCUUUGGGGCCAUCACAGCCACCUUAAUUUUUGAAGCAGUGGGUCUGGUAGCUAGCUCCUGGGCUCUCGUGGUCUCUGGAGUUCUUGAGUUGCUCAUUCUGCUUUUUGCCGUCUAUGGUUCAGCUGCGUUGCUCACCAAAGGUCUGACUCAGCGUCUAAUCCUCAAAGGCUUCGGUACCCCACUCUUUAAUGUGCUCCUGCUAGGGACCCCCAACUCAGGUAGCGCCCAGAGCAUUGGCCAAGAGAAGAAGAAAAACACAAAGUACGCAGAGCCCAUGGCCUUAGGUUUCUUCUCUGACACCAUUGCUGCCUUCAUCUUUGCGUUCUACAGUUUUGGGUACAUGAAGUCCUUUGGGUUGGGAGCUGCAUGGGUCUCCAUCAUUGCGGCUGCCCAGCUGUUCUCCAGCUACUACGCCCAUCUGCGCCAAGAUUGCUACCACACCACUAAGUUUGGCCUUCAUGCCACGUAUUGGCUCAUCAAGGCUUGGGAUGAGUUUGUGCUAUCUGUUCUGCUCGUGGAGGACAGUGAAUUGGUCUCAGGCAGGAAAGCAAUGGUGGGAGAUUGGUUCUUUGUGACCGCCGGCUUGGUGCUCUGUGUCGGAAGCCUGAACACAGAUGUCCUGGAACUGAUCCACAACAUGCUGUUUGUUCUGCUCACAGUCUCAACAGUCCCCCAGAUCCCUCUCCAGGGAUACUACAUCUUCUUUGGUGUAGCUUGCUCCCUGUUCACUGCAGCCUCUCUGUAUGGUACCUUCUCACGUCUUAUCAACACCAUAGCAGAGAAGUCUCUAAUCCAUGUGGGACCGCAGCCCGUCUCUACAGAGCACUUGAGGAAGGUUUUGAGCUGCAGCAGGGCCAAGCAACGAGACCAGAAUGCUCUGCCCCAAACUGACCAAGCUUCAGACGCCCUGUUCUACCUUACAAAUGGGGUUGCGGCUCUCUCAGCUCUCCAUGCAAGAUUAUUCAGUUUGAAUCCUGCCUUCCUUCAUCUGACUGUCCCUUGGGUCCUCAUCUCUGGAGCCAUCAUCCAGGCCUAUGUCAGCCGGCUGCAAGUCACAGGAGGAGGCCGGUUUGGGUCAGUCAUCUCAUCCAUCUAUGUAGCAGUAUGGGCAACCUGGACCUGGUUUAGGUUUGCAGGGAACCUGCUUCAGAUUUCUACCGAGGCAGCCUAUGCUUUCACUGCAGGGGCCAUUGCUCUCCUGGUCAUUAAUGCGUUCCUUAUGUUGAUCGCUGCGUACAGGAACCUGGUUCUGCUAUUUCUAACAGUGGUCAUGGAGGUUGUUCUGGUUUGCUUCCUGCUUUCCACUCUGCAGCGACUGCCGUAUGAACUAGAGAUGGCCAUGCUUGCACUACUGUCUAUAAUUUGCAUAUAUGGAGCUCUUGCAUCACUGGUGAACUGCAUCUUCUCACAGAGACUCCUGCCUAUGGGCCCUCCUAUAAUAAAGGAGAAAGUGAAACAGGAUUCUGCUCCAGAGCCACCUUGUCCUGCAGUUGAUUCACGACUCACCAGUAGUCUCCUGAAGAUUGCUCGCCUUCUGGACGAAGGGACAGUGUGUGGUAUUCCCACAGACACUGUGUAUGCCCUGGCUGCCUCCUGCAAGAAUCCUCAAGCUAUAGAGAAAAUCUACAAUAUUAAAGACAGACCAGCAGAGAAGCCUGUCUGUAUUUGCAUCUCCAGUGUGGAGCAGCUGGUGGCAGCAAAGCCUCCCUUUAGUCCUCUGCUCUGGGAGUUCAUGAGGAAUGUGUAUCCAGGAGGCAUCAGCUGCAUCGUCCGCAAAGGAGACUGGCUCCUCAAUCUAGGAGUGGGUCCAGCUUACGACCGUGUUGGUACCACGGACAGCAUCAUGAUCCGCGUCCCUGACCAUACAGUGACCGGCCACCUGUGUAAUAUCACUGGACCCCUCGCCAUUACCUCAGCCAAUCCCAGCGGCGAGCCAGACAGCACCCACCACAGCAUGGUCAUCAAUCGACUGGGACACAAGAUCCAAGGUGUUCUGUGUGAUGGGAACUCAAAUGAAGUUGUUGCUUCCACCGUGGUCAACUGCCUGAAGAUUGAUGAAGGAACCAUCACCAUUGUGAGGGAAGGCUGUGUCCCUGCAGUAAAGGUCCAACAGAUCUUUGACAGAGUGAAAAGCACCAUGGUGUGAUUGUCUCGUACCUCGUUUCUGCAGAGAGCCUCUUCGGGCACAGUUCCCUAAAAGAUUGGCCUCCUCUGCUCUCUCAAUGAGCUCAGGGACACUUUAUGAACAAGAUGAGAAAAACAGAAUGAAAGCUAGUGAAUUAGUGUUUGUCAGUGUGUAUAACUGUGGAGGUUUUGGCAAAUGUUACAGCAGAAUAACAAAAACAAAACCUUUUGGAUUUAUGUGUAGUUAUAUGAAGAUCCAAAUAUCUUUAUGAAAUGACUUGUACAUAGUAAAUGAUUGUAUCAAUAUGUAUCUAUUCAUUUAAAUUAUACUGUGUAUUAACAUUUAUUUUAGCCUUUAUGCUCAUUUUAAGGUGGAACACAAAACAAGUCCUCUGUUACUGUAUGUAUUUAAACAAUCUUGUGCUGAAUAAAUCUGUGAAAAGAAACAAUGAA